Molecule: messenger RNA, 1305 nt
Organism: Morone saxatilis (striped sea-bass)
Lineage: Eukaryota; Metazoa; Chordata; Actinopteri; Moronidae
Product: ELAV-like protein 1
Cellular component (GO): ribonucleoprotein complex
Molecular function (GO): RNA binding
Source: RefSeq, a predicted model, not a curated record
GCCACAGUUUAGGUUACGGCUUUGUUAACUUUGUUAACCCUAGUGAUGCAGAGAGGGCUAUCAGUACCCUCAAUGGCCUGAGGCUACAGUCUAAAACUAUCAAGGUUUCCUUCGCGCGGCCGAGUUCCGACAUGAUCAAAGACGCAAAUCUGUACAUAAGUGGGCUACCACGGACGCUGAGUCAGCAGGACCUGGAGGACAUGUUCACUCGCUUCGGACACAUCAUCAACUCCAGAGUGCUGGUGGACCAGGCCUCCGGUCUCUCACGGGGCGUGGCCUUCAUCCGGUUUGAUAAGAGGUCUGAGGCAGAGGACGCCGUCAAACACCUGAACGGGCACACGCCCCCCGGCAGCUCUGAGCCAAUCACAGUUAAGUUUGCUGCCAACCCAAAUCAAGCCAGGAACUCCCAGAUGAUGUCACAGAUGUACCACGGCCAAUCACGGCGCUUUGGAGGACCCGUCCAUCACCAGGCCCAGAGGUUCAGGUUUUCUCCAAUGAGCGUGGACCACAUGGGCAGCGGGGGUGGAGUCUCCGGGAACUCGUCCAGCGGUUGGUGCAUCUUUAUCUACAACCUGGGUCAGGACGCAGACGAGGCCAUCCUGUGGCAGAUGUUCGGGCCAUUCGGCGCCGUAGUCAAUGUGAAAGUCAUCCGAGACUUCAACACCAACAAGUGCAAAGGCUUCGGCUUUGUUACCAUGACGAAUUACGAGGAGGCUGCCAUGGCGAUCCACAGCCUGAACGGGUACCGACUGGGAGACAAGGUCCUGCAGGUGUCCUUCAAGACCAGCAAGGGACACAAGUAGAGCGAGGAGGAGAAGUGAGAGAGGAGGAGGAGAGUGAGAGGAGGAGGAGAAGAAUAAGAGGACGACAAGUCAAAAAUAUUUUCAGUUUCCAGGAAGUUGCAUUUGUGUCAGUGUUUUUUUCUUUUUUUUCCCAGCAUGCCCGGUUUCUUUCAAGCUGUGUGACGUCACUUGUUGCCGUGAGUGUUGAAAUUAUCAGAGGUUUUAACGUCUGUACCAGAAGUCAGAAUUUAAGUUCUUCACUCAGCUUUGUAUUUUUCAGUUUUCAUUAAUUAAUAUAAAUAAAAUUUGAUUAUUGGAUAAAAACAAAGUUUGUUCAUGUCAAAGAAUCUCUGUCAUCAGUGUUAGGUGAUUGAAAGCUCUCUGGCCCAAUAAGCACACAGGAGGCGGGGCUUAAACCGAACAGGAAGUGAAACUGAUCUUUUUUUUCAUUUGUAUUUUUUAUUGCAGCUUCAUUGUGAUGUUGGAUUGUUUAUUCAAUAAUAAAUCUGUUUAUGGAAAACUU